GCGUGACCUUGACAGCUUAUGUUGACGUCGGUGCUCACUGACAUGUAUUUUUGUUUUCCUUGACUCAGAAUCGACACUUAGGUUUUACCAAACUUCGGUUCCAUCAGUCAGUACCAAGAAGAAAAAAUAUGCCUGUGAUAUUCCUAGAGAGAAUACCCUUGCCGAGUCUUCAAACGUAUUCGGCUGUGACUUUUGUUUUGCUGUCAAUCGCACUUUUGUAUGGACACCGGAAAGUUGUAGAGCACCUUCCAGAAGAAAUUCACGUUAGUGAUGACGGUGGUGCCGUGGGUAGUCCGAUGCCAGAGGUGCCCACGGAAGAACCCCGGGUUGACACGUCGUUUGAUCCCAAUGCAUUUCAUCAGGAAUACCACGGGGAUUAUGCCCAUAAUAUGGUCACUGCUUUGUUGGAUGAAAGUUGGUGUGUAUGGAUCUUGAUAAAUGUGGCAUACUGCAUUUUGAUUCUUAUUGGGAAACUCAUUCAACUUGGGGUGUUUGGGAACCUGAGGAUUAGUGAACAGGAGCACCUCAAGGACAAAUUCUGGAACUUUAUAUUCUACAAGUUCAUCUUCAUCUUUGGCAUCAUGAAUGUCCAGACCAUGGACGAGGUAUUCAGGUGGUGUGGCUGGUUCUCCAUUCUUUGUUUUCUACAGCUCCUGGCACAGCUCAGCAAGGACAGGUUUGAAUAUCUAUCUUUCUCGUUAAGCACACCAAGAUGGACCCAUGCCAAAGUUAUUAUCCUCCUAUCUGUCAUACUUGGUGCCUGCUUUGGUCUGCUGGCACUGAGUAUUUUAGUGGGACUAGAGUCUGGAUUGCAUGUGUUCUCAUUCAUGGCAGCAGAGUGUGCAUUGUUGGGAAUAAGUGUGGUGUAUGUCCUUAUCAGGUAUGCCAUUCAUCUGUGGGAUAUCCACCAUGAUGGAGUGUGGGAGCAGAGGUCCAGCUAUGCCUACUACACUGAGCUGGUGUGUGAACUCCUGUCCCUGGGCAUUGACUUCCUGCAUCAUCUACACAUGCUGUUGUGGAGUAACAUAUUCUUAAGCAUGGCCAGUCUGGUGAUCUGUAUGCAGCUAAGGUACCUGUUCCACGAGUUCCAGAGGAGGGUCAAGAGGCACAAGAACUACCAACGAGUGGUCAAGACUAUGCAGACCAGGUUCCCUAUUGCCAGUGCCGAGCAGCUGCAGGCCAAUGAUGACAAAUGCGCCAUCUGCUGGGAGAAAAUGAAAUCAGGAAGAACCCUGCCUUGUGGACACAUAUUUCACAGCUUUUGCCUACGUUCCUGGCUUGAACAAGAUGUCUCCUGCCCCACCUGUCGUGAAGCACUCAACUUUGAUGAGCACCGUGAGACUGCAGAACAAGGCAACAUCGGGGCUGCAGGGGACGCUGCCAAUGCACCAGCGCCACCUAGGAACAUCAACCAAACCACCAACCACUUCUUUCACUUCGAUGGCUCGCGUUAUGUUCGCUGGCUGCCAAGUUUUUCGGUUGAAGUGACCCACACGACAUUGAUGGAUCGUAACCUUCUGGCACGCCAGCGCCAGCAUGUACAGACCUCACAGAUGGACACUUGGGUCCGUCAAGUUCGUGAAGUUUUUCCAGACACCAUCUUGCCAGACGCCAUAAUACAAGAUGACCUCCACAUCACUAGGUCGCCAGAAAUGACCGUCAAUAAUAUUUUAGAGGGCAGGCUGCCAAUAGCAAAUUCCAUAGCAGGUAAUAAUAACAACAACCCAGCAGUAUAUGAUUCUGAUGACUCCUAUAGUACAGCUUCCUCUGUGAGUGAAGAUGUAGCACACAACUAUAGAGAUGAUAAUGUACCUGCUCUGUUUGAGAUACCUGAUGUAGAGGAGGAUGUUGGUGCUGCAGCUGUCAAUCCAGGAGGAGGAAGGUAUUCUAAAAAAUCCUCAGAAAGAGAAGAGUUGCUCAACAGAAGGAGAGAAGAGUUGAUAGAACAAGCUAGGAGGAGGUUCCAAUCAAAGGAAGCAUCUACAAGCACAGAGCAAGCUUCACCAUCAGACUUGGAGGAACCCUUGUCAAAUACACCCCCAGAAGCCAGUUUGGAAGUGUCCGAAAAUUUAUUAAGACAAAGACGUCAGCAAGCAUAUGAUGCAGCUAUCAGAAGAAUGAUGCAGCAUGAACCGCAGCAGUAGCAAUAGUAGCAGUGACAGUAAUGGUAUUUCAGACUUAAUUGCGUUUGCGCGCUUUUCCACAUUUUUGUUGAAGAACGGGUUGAAGGAUUAUUCAAAAUGGCAGCCACUUUUUUAUAAUUUAAAGAUUUCAUGAGGAAUAUUUCAUUUUUUAUGAAAUGGGCCAGGCUGUUUUGCAUGGUGCUUAAGUUUAUAUAACUGUUAAAAUGCUAUUAUCAAAACUAUUGAAGAAAGGCAUGAUCUAUUAUACAAGUUAUGUGUUAAGCACACAGAUAAAAUAUUUAACACAUAUACAGACUGACUGAUAUUUUAGUAAUAUGUAAAGCCUGUACAUAGAAAAGAAAAGAUGUAUAUGAUAUCAAUGAUAUUUUUCUUUAAGUCUUCAACUGAGGUGCAGGGGAAUGGAGUUGAGAUUUAACAGUAACGUAACGGUAUGCUUGUGUUAAAAAAUUGUAUGAUAUUUAUGUAUAGAUAAUUUUUUGCUCAUAAAUGAAAUCGUUCUUAUAAUAUCAUACGAUAUUUCUUGAUGGAAGAAAUGUCAAAUCCAGUAUCAUAUCUUUUGUAUUCUGAUAUAUUUAAAUUGUCAUCAGGUAAAGAAAUCUCCAUUCAGAUAUGUGUUGUUAUUAAGCCCUUUUUUGUUCUUACAAAACUUGGAAUUUAGUUUAUUUGUAAAGACAUACCUAUAUGUGAUGAACAAACUUAAACAGGGUAAAAACUUGAGUUUUUCAACAGUUUGGGUGUGACUGAAUAUCCACAGAAGUACAGAUUCAGCAUCAAAACAUUUCAACAACACAGAUCUGCCUAAUACUAUGGAAGAACAGAUUUGGCACCAAGUGGUUUGGUUUUUAAGGAGGUAAUGAUAGUCAUAGUCUUGCCCCCUGUCUCCCACGUGUCACCCUGCACAGUCAUUGUGACAGCAAUGUUGCGGCACAUGAGUUACACUUCCACACAAUUUGAAUAUGACAUAAUUACAGUGUAAAGGAUUACCAUUUGUCCAACAGGUUAAUACCAGUAAAUUUGAAGCCAGGCCAGUUAAACUCUGUUAAUUUGUCCAAUUACUGUUUCCGAAUUGUGUUAGUGGAUGCUUUGGUAUCACUUAGGGCCAGUAUAGGUUUUAAUUUUUCAUCACAGACUGGAUAUACAUGCAACAGUAUCCUGUUCGGUUAUCCAGGGCCUGCUUUAGAAACUAGACAGUGACUAAGGAAUGUCUUUACCUGCUGUAAUUGUGUCAGUCUUAUUUGGCUGGAAAAGUAGAAGCCUUCCAUCGGUUCAAAUUUCCUACCUCUGCACAGUGGAGAGCUGUACCAGUGAUGGUUUCCAGCCCAUUGCCAACCUCGCAUUUGCUACAGACAGCUUAGAAAUGCAUUAAGUGUAUUGAGGCGGUUGCAGAUUAGUUUAGUCGUCUUUAAUGUUGUAUUAGGAGUCUAAAGUCACUGGUAGUUUGUUGCCCAGCCUGACCUUGUGCCAGUGUACAAUUUUGUCUGGUUUUUGGAACACAAGUGAGAUUGAAUUACAAAGAAGAGAAUCAAACGGGGUGUAAAAAAGUAGUGCACUUGGAAAGCCAAAGGUUGAUGACUUUCAGAAGGGAGAUUUUCUGGUAGGGGAUUUUUUUUUUU
Molecule: messenger RNA, 3757 nt
Organism: Lingula anatina
Lineage: Eukaryota; Metazoa; Brachiopoda; Lingulata; Lingulida; Lingulidae
Product: E3 ubiquitin-protein ligase AMFR
Biological process (GO): protein K48-linked ubiquitination; ubiquitin-dependent protein catabolic process; endoplasmic reticulum unfolded protein response
Cellular component (GO): endoplasmic reticulum; cytosol; ubiquitin ligase complex
Molecular function (GO): ubiquitin binding; ubiquitin protein ligase activity
Source: RefSeq, a predicted model, not a curated record